Messenger RNA from Sebastes umbrosus (honeycomb rockfish), 1985 nucleotides. RefSeq names its product prolactin receptor b (gene prlrb). Bases 169 to 1644 code for a protein of 491 amino acids. Gene Ontology annotation, cellular component: signaling receptor complex; external side of plasma membrane. Gene Ontology annotation, molecular function: cytokine binding; cytokine receptor activity. The record is from RefSeq and is a predicted model, not a curated record. Gene Ontology annotation, biological process: cytokine-mediated signaling pathway. Lineage: Eukaryota; Metazoa; Chordata; Actinopteri; Perciformes; Sebastidae. The transcript is spliced from 9 exons.
GGUGUGAAGAGACUGUCUGUGGUCAUAUGAUGACUGAAGAAGAGGGCUACUUCUCCUCUGUCGUUGUGUCAACAUCAGUUUGACUAAAUGUAGCGAAGGUCGACACCUGUCCUGAAUAGUGAUGUUACUUCCUUUUUCAGGGCACACGGUGUGACAGUUUGUCCCAGGAUGAGGAGAGAUCUCUGGGUGGCACUGCUCUUGCUGCUGUCUGCAGCUGUAGAGUCUAACAGCAUGUCUCCACCAGGGAAACCAGUCCUGCUCAGCUGCAGGUCCCCUGAGAAGGAGACGUUCACCUGCUGGUGGGAGCCGGGCUCUGACGGAGGGCUGCCCACCGCACAUCACCUGUAUUACGAGAGAGAAAGAUUGGAGGGAACGCACGAGUGUCCGGACUAUCGGUCGGCGGGGAGGAACUCCUGUUUCUUUGACAAGAACCACACCUCCAUCUGGGUCGACUACUGCCUGACAGUGGUGGCCUCCAACGCCCUCGGGAAUGCCACGUCAGACCCCUUAAAGAUGGACGUGAUGGAAAUCGUGAAGCCCAACGCUGCUGAAAAUGUAACGCUGCUGGUGGAGGAGAGAGAGGACAGUCCAUGUCUCCAUGUCAGAUGGGAGCCUCCCUCUAACACGGACACCAAGUCUGGCUGGGUCACCAUUAAAUAUGAACUAAGAGUCCGACAAGAUAACAGCAACAAGUGGAAGGAGUACACGUCAGGUACACAGACUCAUUUCAGCCUGUACAGCGUCAGUCCUGGGGUGGUGUACACGGUGCAGGUUCGCUGCAGACUAGACCACAGCUCCUGGAGCGAGUGGAGCAACACUACCUGUGUGAAAAUCCCUAACUAUCUUCAGAAUGAGAUUCCAUUUUGGAUAUUGGUUUCUAUCCUCUCUGCAAUUCCUUGUAUAACAGCAGUGUGCAUCUUGGUCAUGAAGAGGAAAUUUGUGAAGCACUUUGUUCUGCCUCCUGUUCCUGGUCCAAAGAUAAGAGGAGUUGAUGCUCAACUUCUCAAGAGCGGGGGAUCUGAAGACGUCGACAGUGCCCUGAUCAUCAACCAGAGCUUUCCUCCUGUUAUGGCCUGGAAGGACCAGAUGGAGGAGUACCUAAUCGUGACUGAAAAUUUCGAUCCCUCCAAUUCUCAAAAAAGGAAGAAAAGCCUGAUUAUUCCCAAUGGCUUCCACUUAGAAUCGGAAAUCCAUUGUAAGGAGUCAACUCUCUGCCAAAAUGACUGGGAAAAGGCUGAGGAAAGAAAGAAUGAAAUAGAAAACCCCACCAAACCCUUCACAAACAGCGGUUAUGUGGAUAUUCAGAGACACGUGGAAAACAUACAGGGGGUGGCUGUGAAACAGGAGGACUACAGCAGAGAAAAAGACAGGAACGGUGACAAUAUUCUCAUCCUCAAGACAGAGAACGUCCCAUUUAAGAGCUGUGGAGAACAAGAGAACAUACCAGAGGACUACAGCAGGGUGAAAGAGGUGGACAGUGACAACACGGUCUUCCUGCAGAAACAAAAUGUUGACACAUCCUGUAGAGAGAAGGGAAACCACUACACAGACUGUGCCCUUCAGAAGCCAAGAAAACCUCACGUGUGCACAGAGCUCAUCAACAGCGGAUAUGUAGAUACCGUCCCUGCGCUACAUUUAAUGUAGAGUUUUGUUUUAUGUGUCCAGAUACAAAUGACUGAUUUGUUAUUAUUAUUUAUUUGGUGAUCCCCUGACCUUUUCCUCCAUCAUACCUAAUAGUGCUUCCAAGAUAUACAAACUCUUGCUGAUUUUCAGUCCUAUUUGCCGUGCGAAGUUGCUGAGACGGGAUGUUUUUUUCCAGUUCCAAGUCGUCUGCAAAGUCGAGAUCUUCAAGUGUAGAAAAGAGCAACAACAUGAUGCCUUUGGGUUGGUCUUCAGUUGUUCUUCGCAUCACCCAGUCUAUGACCAUGUUGAGCGCCACCAACCAUACUUGCCAACCCUCCCGAUUUCUCCGGGAGACUCCCAUU